AUGGAGAUUACUACAAUGUUUAAUAUUUUUGCAAAUAACGGAUCUGAUUACUUUACUCUACCUUUGAUACGCGAUUGGAAUCCACUAGUUAAUAGGAAACGGGCAAAAUCGAACAGGAGAAAGCAAAAUAUUCAAAAAAAGCAAGGAUAUAGUGGCCGUAGGACUCGUCUCCUGCACGAAAGUGGUCGGGAUAUCUUUUCUGAGAAGAAAUGCACAAUAAAAAAACUGAAAAGACGCCUUUAUUAG
This is a messenger RNA of Cetraspora pellucida, 246 nucleotides long. The record is from the annotation of a GenBank genome assembly. NCBI's taxonomy places the organism in Eukaryota, Fungi, Glomeromycota, Glomeromycetes, Diversisporales, Gigasporaceae.